UUUUUUCUAGCUAUCGGGAGUCCAAACGAAUGUUUUCGUUUUUUUAACAAUAGGUGUAAAUAUUUGCAGUGUCAAUUUUGUAUUGGGUGCACUGUCUGGGUUCAAUUUUACUUGGCAUUGUAUUAUUAGCAAUUUUCAAAAUGUCGAUAAAUUUUGAAAGUUCUAAUGACUUGAACGAAAUCAGACAAAUGAAACGAGACGCGAGACAGCUAAUCCUAGAAAAGGCCGAAAGAGAUUAUGAGAAAAGAAAAGCCCAAAAAGAGUUGGCAAAAUUAAAUGGUGAAGACAAAUGGAUGCUACCCGAACUUGAUGCGCAAUUGUCUGGAAGUAAACCAAAAAAAAGUAAAAAGGACAAGAAACAUAAAAAGAAUAAAAAAAACAAAAAAAACCAAAAAAAAGAAAAUUCAUCUGACUCUGACUCUGACGAGUGGGUGGAGAAGAUUUCAGAGAUGGUAGAAUCCUCACCUGCUGCUCCUCUUCAGAGAGAUGAAUGGAUGAGUGUUCCUUCUCUGCUUCCAAUAUUCAGUAAAAGCAGCAUGCCUCUCAAAAGAACAUCACUGAACAAGGAAGAAGAAACUGCAAGAAAAAUAAUGAUGGAGAAGCCAGGACAAACAAGUAGGGAACUGAAUCCCUAUUGGAAAAACGGUGGAACAGGCUUGCCACCCGAAAGAUGUGAAGCAAAUAUCCCUCAACCAAAUGAAAAUAUGAGUGCUUCUCGUGGUUUUUCUGAAGAGAAAAAGCAAAAAAAAUCUGCUGGGAACAGCCGACAUAGGACAAGCAGCAGAAGUAGAAGUAGAUCCAGAUCAAGAUCUCGGGAGACAAAAUAUACCGAAAGAAUUAAAAAAUCGUCAACAGUUCAAGAAAGAUUUAGAAGACCGAGUGAGGGUGAUGAAGUUUCGCAAGCGAGAGAGCGUCUUUCUUCAACACAGCAGGGAUGGAAGAAAACUGAAGCAAAAUCAAAACACCGCAUGGAUUCAUCGCCUUCUUCAUCCUCAUCAUCUUCAGAAGGCGAAAACGAAAAGAAUAAACCUCUAUCGCCAAGAGAUCAUGAAAAAACGUGGACCGAACAGGAAUUGAAUGCCAUUGGUGCAAAAAUUGUUAAAGCCGAAAUCAUGGGCCAGUUGGAUUUGGUGAAAUCCCUUAAACUGACACUGGCGUCAGCUAGGGAAACUAUGGCUCGGAGGAAACAGGAAGGAUUGGCGGGCAACAAAGAGCAUGUCGCUGUUCUGACAAGAACGGAUGCUAGAGGCGGUCAGCACCCCUUGCCCGUGCCCCUUUAUGGCGAAAGCUCUUUGCAGGGAAGUAAAGGCAAAGGAAAGAAAUUGAAGGCAGAGACUCAUCAAAGUGGCGAACGCGUUCGCUACUUUGCCGAUGACGACAAGUAUUCUCUCAGUCAGAUGUAUACACGAGAAAAGCAGGGGACGGCUGAAGAUCAGGAUGCCAUGUUUUCACGGUUGGCUGGAAAACGGAUGGAUAAGACCAAUGAUGAUUUCGAUUUAGAUGAUAUGUUUGAAAGCCGGGCAAAUAGAGAGGUAGAUAACGUGGCGGCCGAAGCUCGAGAUAGGCAAGCUGCCAUAACUCAGCAUAAAAAACGAGAAAAGGUGUUGGAUUCCUGCUCGCUUUGUCUUGAUUCACAGGUGAUGCAAAAACAUCUAAUUAUAGCCAUUGGACAAAAGUGCUAUCUGUCAUUACCUGUACAUCAGUCAUUAGUUCUUGGACACUGUUUAAUCGUUCCUCGCACUCAUGUAACUUGCUCCACUCAAUUAGACGAAGAUGUUUGGGCAGAAAUGCAGAUGUUCCGAAAAGCCUUGACGAGGAUGUUCGAAGCACGGGAAGCUGACGCAAUUUUCUUUGAAACGGCUAUGCAUCUCAACCGUUUUCCACACAUGGCAUUGGAAUGUGUCCCACUAUCUAUAUCGGCUGGAGAAACCGCUCCGAUAUAUUUUAAAAAAGCCUUAUUGGAGUGCGAGUCUGAAUGGGCGAUGAAUAAGAAAGUCAUCGAUCUGAAAGGCAAAGACGUAAGGAAAGCUGUCCCGAAGGGAAUGUCAUACUUCUUUGUGGAUUUCGGUAUGCAAUCUGGAUUCGCCCAUAUUAUUGAAGAUGAACAACGCUUUCCAAGUGCCUUUGCACAGGAAAUCUUGGGGGGCAUUUUGGACCUUGAGCCGCAGGCAUGGCGUCGCCCUCGUCGAGAAAACUUUGAUCAGCAAAGAAAAAAGGUACUAGAUUUUGCUGCAGAGUGGAAAGAGUAUGAUUUCACAGCGUCGUUAAAAUAAUGAAAAAUAAUUUAAAUUAAUAUCGCUCAGUGUGUUCGUAUUGAAUUGUGUCAUUGAACUAAGUUACAAAACGAGAACAACAUUCUUUACCAUUUAGGAUGAGGUUCAAAUUUUAAAUAUAUGAACAUAACGAAACCA
Molecule: messenger RNA, 2411 nt
Organism: Daphnia magna
Lineage: Eukaryota; Metazoa; Arthropoda; Branchiopoda; Diplostraca; Daphniidae
Product: CWF19-like protein 2 homolog
Exons: 8
Coding region: 141-2273 (710 amino acids)
Biological process (GO): mRNA splicing, via spliceosome
Cellular component (GO): post-mRNA release spliceosomal complex
Source: RefSeq, a predicted model, not a curated record